AUGCAGAGAGUUUUAGCCCGGCGACUUAAAGGCUUAGUUCCGGAAAGCCAAACUGGGUUAGAGCGUCUCAUUGAUAAGAAACGUGCAUCAUAUGAUCUUCAAGUUGAAUUAGAUCGCAAGAAACAAGAACAUGCUAUGAAGAUGAGGCAAUUUAAAGCCAGAGCAGAAGAACUUGAGCAAAUGAAUCUUGACAAUCAAAAAGAAGUUGUAUCAAAAGAUAAAUUUAUUAGAGAUAACUGCAAUAAACGUCAAAGAUACGAAGAAAGCUUAAUGUCUGAAGAAGUUGCUCUUGCAGGAAAACAAGUCGAAUUAAAUGAUCUAAUUGCUGAAAUGGAAAAACUUAAACAGCAUGAAGUCGAAAUCAAAACUAAAUUGCAAGCAGCUCUUCCUUAUAAGAAAUACCUCGACUCUGUAUUCGAGCGCUCACCAGAAAUAGUUAGUGGCUCGGCUCAGAGUGAAGUUCAAGGCAUUGUAAAUAAGUAUAAUACACUCAAAGAAUGGAGAGGAACACUCCAAGUCAGAUUAGUUAGAUCCAAGAGAGAAUUGAUGAGACUCCGCGAUUCAAUGUCUGUUUACGAUGAAUCUUCUACAAAUAGCGUUGUAGAAAUUGAUUAUCAAAUUAAGCGAAUUGCUCAAGAGCAAGAAGCUUCAUUUAAAGAAUUCGGUCGUGAAAGACACCUCCAAGAAACGAUGUCAAACCAGCAGCGCGAUAAAGCCAGAGAAGCCGCUUUAAUUAGAUUAACAAUCGAAAACAUUUACCAAAAGACAUGCAAGUUCUCCGAACUCCUCUUUGGCAGAAAGAUUGAACAAGUCAGUAAUUUGACUGAUAAAUUCAGCAAAACAAGAGAUUUUAUAUCAGAUCUUUUGUACGUUGAUGAAAACAUUAAGUCCAGGCAAAAUGGCGACAAGGAAAAGACCCAGACACGUAGAGGUCUGCUUCACGGAACAUUUUACUAA
Trichomonas vaginalis G3 is the source of this 957-nucleotide messenger RNA. RefSeq names its product DUF4200 domain family. The record is from RefSeq and is a predicted model, not a curated record. Lineage: Eukaryota; Parabasalia; Trichomonadida; Trichomonadidae. The transcript has a single exon. The coding region runs from base 1 to 957 and encodes 318 amino acids.